This is a messenger RNA of Dentiscutata erythropus, 1161 nucleotides long. Lineage: Eukaryota; Fungi; Glomeromycota; Glomeromycetes; Diversisporales; Gigasporaceae. The record is from the annotation of a GenBank genome assembly.
AUGGAAAAUGCAAAAGACCAAAACUCUAUGAAUGAAACGAAAAGAUGCACUAGGUGCAAUUGUACCAAACCAUUUUCUGAAUUUAUUGUAGGAGAAAAUGAAAUCCGGGCUCGUUGCAGAUCAUGUUGUACAGCACAAUCGAAAAAACGAAAAAGGCAAGAAAUAAAUGAUGAAAUAAUUAAUAAGGAAAAUGCAGUUGAUCUUGCAAAUGUUACGGACUACAUUUAUAAUAUACUCUUAGAGCAUAAAAAUCUUAAUGAAGACUUUGAAAGCCAAAUAAAAGUUCAACUUAACUUUAAUAUUAUAUUAGAUUCUAUUUAUGAGGAGGUUCCAGUUAAUGUUAUUGAAAAAGAUAAAAACUUGUACAUUGCUAGUUUGGUUAUUAAUGCAAUUAGUGGUGGUGACGGCUAUACAUAUGUACAUCAAUCAACAUAUGAAAGCAAAAAACAAGAUUUUGUAGUACUUACAUAUUGGUGCAAUGCCCGGAGUGAAUUAUGUAGAUUUCAUAAAAAAGUUGAUGACAUUUCAAAGCGUCGCAAAAUAAGAACUGCUUGCAAUCUUGAUAACAAUAAUAAUACAUGUUUAAUUAGUAAUCAGAUUACCAAUUCCGAAGAUAUUAUUGAACAAAAUUCUGAGGAUUUACAAAAUGAAAAUAUAGUUGAACAAAAUUCUGAAGAUUUACAAAAUGAAAAUAUAGUCGAACAAAAUUCUGAGGAUUUACAAAAUGAAAAUAUAGUUGAACAAAAGCAUACACGAUUAUAUCAAGCGCAAUGUAUCCUUAAUGAGUCAAAGACUUUUCACAAUCAUCAAAAUGAAAGUAUUCAAAAUGAUCAAAGUAUUUAUAAAAGUGAAAUUUUUUUCGAAACAGAUCUAAAUAAACUUAUUCAAAAUGAUCAAAGUAUUUGUAGCAACUGUGAACACGAUUAUGAAAAUGAUGCAAAUGAUCAAAGUGAUCAAGAACUGCCUCAAUAUGAUAAAGUUUCUCAACAAAUAUUUUGUAAAUAUUGUAAACAGCACAAAAAACAAAAUGUUUUUGGAAGUACAGAAUCUAUAAAUUUCGGUCACAAACUUUCUAUUAAAGAACAGGCAUUUUCAGAUCAAUAUAUUGAUGCAAUAAAACUUAAUACUGCUGAAGAAACAUUAGAUAAUGAAUCAGGAUAA